Molecule: messenger RNA, 1750 nt
Organism: Temnothorax curvispinosus
Lineage: Eukaryota; Metazoa; Arthropoda; Insecta; Hymenoptera; Formicidae
Product: gastric triacylglycerol lipase-like
Exons: 5
Coding region: 105-1661 (518 amino acids)
Biological process (GO): lipid metabolic process
Source: RefSeq, a predicted model, not a curated record
GCAGGUCGCAUUGCAGGAACAAGUUGCCUCUCGAAAAGUGUUUUAAGUGACAUUGCCAACAGUUAAAACUUUUUUUACAAUCUACUAUACAAUAAUAAGUUGAUAUGAUGACAUCAGGUAUAAAAUUCAUGUUGGUUGCAUUUUUAAUUAUUCUGACGUUCUCCAAAGGAAGAUUGCAGACCAUAUCAUCGUUUCUACAAACCGACUUCCUAAAUUUUUUCUUUUCUAAGGACUCUGGUUUAAUGAGAGUAAGAAGAAUGGAUCCAGCCGAAAAAAUAAACAGUGGAAAAGUAUUGGAUUUUAUUGGCCUGGUAGAACGAUAUGAUUAUCCCGCUGAAGAGCAUAGCGUCACAACGGAGGAUGGUUACAAUUUAAAAAUACACAGGAUACCUGGAAGUCCAUUGUUGUUGGAUAGCAAAAAAAAGAAGGAAAUUGUAUUUGUGCAACACGGUCUUUUGGCUUCAUCUGAUUGCUGGGUACUGUACGGUCCUGGCAAAGACCUCGCAUUUUUAUUGGCAGAUCAAGGAUAUGACGUAUGGAUUGGAAAUAUGAGAGGAAAUAAUUACUGCAGAUCGCAUGUGAAUAUGACAACAUACGAUCCCAAAUUCUGGCAAUAUAGCUUUUACGAGAUUGGAACAAAAGAUCUGCCGGCCAUGUUCGAUUACAUUCUCAAUUAUACAAAACAAAAAGAUUUAUACUAUAUCGGUCAUUCAAUGGGAAGUGCUGCGCUACUCGUUCUUCUGUCAUCAAAACCAGAAUACAAUAUAAAAAUAAAAAUGGCUAUUUGUCUGGCUCCAACUUCUUUUUGGAUGAAAGUAUCACCUGCAGUUAACGAAUUUGCUAACAUUCUUCCAACAUUCAAGGAAGUUCUACGAGAACGUGAAACAUAUGAUGUUUUCCCACAAUCUUUAGCGACUGUUACAGUAGGAAGAAUGUUAUGUAAUGACAAUACGAUGACUCAAUUUAUUUGUGUCACUAUAUUAUUUAUUAUAGGUGGUCCUGAUCCAGCACAACUUAACACCGUAAGUUGUAUGUAUUGUAUGAGUUUAUUGUUUAUCCCCGCAGAGUUUAGUCAAGGCGUUUUUGUGAGGAAAGUACCCAAACCUCUUACAAGAAUAGAACCAACUCCUCCUCGCGACCUGGCCGUAUGCGACCUCUUACACUCUCGUUCCCUCCCUCCCUUCCACGCCUCUUCUCCUUUCCUCUCCCCCUCUCUAUAUCCUUCUCCGCCCCCUUUCCGGCCUUACUCUUUCUCCCAGUCCUCCCUCUCUUCAUCCCACCUCCAUUCCCUGUCCUUCUAUUCGUUACCCUAUCUUUUUUUCCUUUCGCCCUCUCCUCCUUCCUUUCUCCACAAUUCUCCACCUCGUUUUCCUCUCCUUCUCCUCCACUACCUUUCUUCCUUUGCUCCUGCUACUCCUUCUCCUCUUCACCUCCUCUCUUUAUCCCUUCUUUCUCUUAUCCAUCGCUUAUCCUUCUCUCUCCGCUCUCUUCUCUUCGCCCUCCACUCGAUCCAUUCCCUGCUCUAUCCUUUCACCGAUCUUCACUCUCUACGUUCUCCUCUCUCCUCUCUUCGCUCACCAUUUUUCACUCUCGGUCCUCUUAACUCCGUAAGUUUUAACAUAUAUAACACACAAAAGACAAACGUAAUACUAUGUCCAUAAUGUGCAUGAAUACUUUUUAUUAUAUUACAUAAAAUUUCCAAUUUUUUAUAAUUAAAUUACGGCUUUAACCACCCCCUACCUUAUUCUUC